This is a messenger RNA of Solanum tuberosum (potato), 537 nucleotides long. RefSeq lists its product as uncharacterized. The transcript is spliced from 2 exons. Lineage: Eukaryota; Viridiplantae; Streptophyta; Magnoliopsida; Solanales; Solanaceae. Bases 1 to 537 code for a protein of 178 amino acids. The record is from RefSeq and is a predicted model, not a curated record. Gene Ontology annotation, molecular function: nucleic acid binding; zinc ion binding.
AUGGAUGCUUUGAUUGAAAAUCUUCAAACUCACGAGAUGAACAAAAAUCAGGAAACUUUAAAGAAGGAGGUAAAGAGGAACAAGUCACUAACACUCAAAGUGACAUCAAGUGAAGUGUCUGAAGAAGAUGAAGACAUGGCAUAUCUCACUAGAAGAUUUCAAAAAAUCGUGAGAAAACAUGGAGGGUUCAGGAAGACAGGAAGCUCCAGCAGGGUUGCUAAUGUAAAUGAUUUGUGCCACAAGUGUGGAAAACCAGGACAUUUUAUCAGAGAUUGCCCUAUGCACAAACUUAAAUAUAAAGACUAUUUCAAGGCUGGAGGAGACAAAGACAAGAGAAGGGACCUGGAUGUGUUUGAUGCAAUGUUUGCUUUCAUGGCAAAAUCUGAUGAUGAAGAAGUUGAAGAACAUGUAACUCUUUCUGAUUUGAAACAGAACUUGCAUGUUUAUUCUAUUAAAAGGCUGAGGAGCCUAGCAACUGUUUUGAUUGACUCAAUCACUAAGUUGACCUCUGAAAAGGAUUUGAUGAAUCACUACUAA